UCGCCCAGCGUCGAUCUCUGCUUGUUUUUCCUCUUCCUUCAAUCACACUCACGGACCCUCUACCACGCUUUCUCUGAAUAAUAUUCUCCGUCGCAGAGCCUCGUGCAAGAUAUAUUUGACUCACGAAAUUCGAGACUAACCACAUCAGUUCAGUAAUUGCCGUUAACCUCAUUUAUUGGUUCCACUCAACCACGUGAACGUCGUUCCAACACGCCUUUCCAAGUCGUUAUUCAGUUUUCAGGAAAUCACCAUACUUUUCAAUCUUAUGAAAGUCCUAUGCGUUGCAGAGAAGCCGUCUAUAGCUAGAGCUAUCACUCAGAUUCUAUCCGGCGGUCAAUUCAACACCCGCAAUAGUCCGAACAAAUACAUCAAAAACUUUGAUUUCAACUACCCACAGACGAACUCGCAAUACACAGUUACUUCUGUAACUGGACAUCUGCUCGAUCAUGAUUUCGAUAGAGCUUACUCGGGAUGGCAAUCCUGUGACCCUCUCCAGUUGUUUGAAGCACCGAUCCUAACCAAUGUCAAGAAGGACUCGGAGACGAUCGCCAGAAACCUCACCCUUGAAGCCAAGAAAGCUCAGAUGGUGAUGAUAUGGACGGACUGCGAUCGAGAAGGGGAGAAUAUAGGUGCUGAGAUUGCCUCGGUGUGCAGGAAAGCGAAUGGACGUCUCAGUGUGCGGAGGGCUAGGUUCAGUGCUAUCAUAGCCCAGCAAAUUCACAACGCGGCUCAGAACCCCGUUCAACUGGACAUGGCGCAAGCGAAUGCUGUAGAGGCACGCAUAUUGCUUGACCUCCGCAUCGGGGCUGCAUUUACCCGCCUACAAACACUGACACUACAACCUCGGUUUGAACAACUGAAGGACGUUAUUUCAUACGGACCAUGUCAGUUCCCGGCACUAGGCUUCGUGGUUUCACGAUAUAAUCAAGUCAAGUCCUUCCGCCCCGAGCCAUUUUGGUACAUUCACUUGGCACUGUCUCAUGCGAAUCAGAACGGCACCAGCUCGUCUACGACGAUAGAAGACGAAGAGAAGGAGACGAUUUUUACAUGGCGUCGAGGGCACUUGUUCGACAUGGAUAUCGCGAUCAUACUAUACGAGAACGUACUCGCGAACCCUGAGGCCAGAGUGACCAAGGUGAUUCAGAAGAAUACGAAAAAAUGGAAGCCGCUGCCUUUGACAACGGUCGAUCUUCAGAAAGCCGGUUCAAGGUUAUUGAAGAUCUCACCAAAAACUGUUCUGGACAUUGCAGAGAAACUUUACCAACAAGGGUUCCUCUCCUACCCACGUACCGAAACAGACCAGUUCGAUCCUCAAUUCGAUUUUAUGUCGCUCAUCCAGAAGCAGAAGUCAGAUCCAGCUUGGGGAGGGUUUGCCACUCAGCUCGAAAAUGGCGCAUUCAACCCUCCUCGACGAGGAAAGAAGAACGACAAAGCCCAUCCACCUAUUCACCCGACAGCAUACGCCGGAAACCUGACGGGGAAUGAGAAGAAAGUUUAUGAGUACAUUGCACGCCGUUUCUUGGCUUGUUGUUCGAAGGAUGCUCUUGGUUGGGAGACUACUGUGGACGUUGUAUGUGGCGGAGAGGAAUUCUAUGCGAAUGGUUUGAUUAUCACCGAGCGGAAUUACCUGGAUGUCUUCCCAUAUGACAAGUGGUCAUCGAAAGAGCUCCCACAUUUCGAAGAGGGCGAAACAUUUCAACCUUCCUUAUGUGAACUCCGUGAUGGGAAGACAACAAGGCCGAGUCUACUCACUGAAGCCGACCUUGUCUCCUUGAUGGACAAGAAUGGCAUUGGCACGGAUGCUACUAUCGCUCAGCAUAUACAGACCAUCAUCGACCGCAAGUAUGUUAUCGAGCGAAUGCAAGGUACUACCAAGUACCUUGUACCAUCUACACUUGGCGUAGGUCUGGUCGAAGGCUACAACGAGAUUGGACUCGAGCGUAGUUUAAGUAAACCACAACUUCGUCGUGAGACUGAAAGGCAGAUGGUUCAAAUAUGCGAAGGCACCAAGACUAGAAAUGACAUGUUGACAGAGAACGUAGAGAAGUACAAAGACAUGUUCAUCCGGACGAGACAACAGUUUGCUCGCAUUGCUGCAAGCGUCGGUAAUCGUCUCCAAGGCAAUGAAAUUGACUACGAUUUGGACUUUGGUGACGAUGACGGAGGUGAUGGAGGUGAUGUUGGGAACGGCGGCGGCGGCGGAGGCGGUGGUAGAGGAGGAAGGGGUGGAAGAGGCGGUCGAGGCGGAGGUGGUGCAGGUAGGGGUGGUCGAGGAGGAGGAAACGCACCCGCGCCAGCCUCCCGUCGAGGAAGGGGUGGUGGACGAAAUGCACCUGCACACCAGGAUGACGACGACUUUGGAUUCGACGACCCUCCACCUCCACCGUCCGCAGCAGUUCCGGGUGCACGUAGCAAACCACCAUCAAAGCGACCAGUAGCCAGUAUGUCUACUGGUGCAGGCCUAUCCUCAGCGGCGGGUCCCAUAGUAACCUGCGAGUGCGGGGUCCCAGCAGGGGAGCGGACAGUCGUUAAAGAAUCUGCCAACAAAGGUCGUCGGUUCUACAGAUGUGGAAAAGAAGACCAAGGUUGCAAUUUCUUCCAAUGGGUUGACGACGAGGGUGCUCCAAGCGUACAACGUCAAGCAAGUACAUCUUCUACGCCUUCAUACAACCCGACACCAAUCAUACCGGCAAAACGUACUGCAAGUUCACGCAGUGGGACUGUAGUAGAACCUCGUUGUCAAUGCGACAACUAUGCGAAGUUGUUGGAGACGAAAGAUGGGAGGAAAUAUUGGAGUUGUGCUAAUGAGUCCAAGCGAUCUCGAUGUGGGUUUUUCGAAUGGGCGAAUGAUGAGGAUGUGGUGGGGAUACCUGUUGCUAACAGGAAUACCUUUGAGCCUCGCGGCGGAGGGGCAAAAAGUACAAGCUUUGGGAACGCAGGUGGAGGAGGUGGAGGAGGUGGAGAUGUGUGUUACAAGUGCGGCGAAACGGGCCAUUGGGCAAAUGCUUGUCCUGGCGGUGGAGUUGUCCCACCGAAGAAGGCCAAGAGUUUCGGAGGAAAGUCGACGAACGACUCGUCCAAUGCGUGUUUCAAGUGUGGACAGGAAGGUCAUUUCAGUAAUGUUUGUCCCAAUGGUGGAGGCAGCAGCAGCAAAACGAACGCGGGUGGAAUACAAUGCUAUAAAUGUGGAGAACCAGGCCAUUUUGCUAAUGCUUGUACAGGUGGAGGUGGUAGCAGUUCAACCACGUCCAGACGUUCCUCUUCCACCACAAGAGGGAAAAGAGGACGUCCAAGAGGUGGAAGUAGUUCCCGAGGUCGAGGUUCUCGGAAGAAGACGAAAUCAGAACCUGUGGAUGAUUUUGACGAUGACAUGGACUGGUGACAUCCUUUUUUGGUCGCUCACAUUGCUUUGUUGCUUUACGCUAGUUUAUUGGAUUUCGUAGAUGCAGAUUCUUGGUUAUAAUCUCUUGUACCAUGGUCACUAUAAUGUAGGACAUUUUGGGGUGAUUCGGGGAGGAUACGCGCGGAGGUAUAUUAUUCAAACUUGCAUCACAACCUUAUCUCAUGCACGCUGUACUUAUACAAACUAGAAACAACAGAACAAUGUACAAACGAACGCACGGGACCAAUUGAACUGUUCAAGUUCAAGCCUUUGACACCUUAACAGCGGCCCCGUGCUUCAAGGCGCGACUGUAGGGACAAGCCUUCACCAUAAAUGAUGUUCGAGUCAAACUUCGAUGGACCACAGGACUAGUAACACGACACAUACCUCGUGCGCAGCAUCGAGAAGCGCUUGGUCCUCAAUUCCUUCGAUCUUGAGCUCCACUUCCAGGGCAAAUCCGGCCUUAUCCUUCGGCUUGCCGAUGUGGACCUGGGAAUGGAUGAUGGCGUUUUUGGCGGAUUCUGCCUGUCCUUUCUGGCCUGCUACCAGUUGCAAUGCGCUAAGGAAACAUGCUAGAUAACCAUAUAUGUGAUGAUACAUAACAGUUAGCAGAAGUGCAAGGGUCCAUAUGUGACUAUUUACCUGCGUAGCCCAUGGCAAAGAGCUGUUCCGGAUUCUGACCAUCACCCUUCCCUCCGAGGGAUCUGGGCAUGGCAAGACGAAGUUUCAGCCCGCUAUCGUCAUCAGACUCGACCUCGCCGUUACGACCUUGUCCGCGAGCAGUUGCGUGUGCAGUGUACUAGGAGAGCGGCGGUUCAAUCUUGGAGAGUGACACUUUCCAUGCAGUUCCGGCUGACCUUGUGGUUCUCCAGAGUCAUCACUGUUCGGCGGUGGAUUGAAGCGGGUCUUGACAAGGGUCGCAUAACAGAACGCGAAUUACGAACGAUUUGCGAGAACAUGCUGGUUUCUAGUGGUGGUGGGCACGGAAGAAGCGUGAAUCAAGGACAGUGCACAGAAUGCUAUCUUAUGAAGCGUGAAAUCACGAUUGGGGCCCCCAUCUUUUCGGCGGGGGCGAUGAGAAUGCCUUCUUGAAUCGACAUGACAUGAUUGACAUCUACAGACAUUGCGUGGGAAAGUACAUCCAAGUACCUCAAAUCA
Molecule: messenger RNA, 4540 nt
Organism: Somion occarium
Lineage: Eukaryota; Fungi; Basidiomycota; Agaricomycetes; Polyporales; Cerrenaceae
Source: the annotation of a GenBank genome assembly